AUGUGCCUCGACAAGGAUGUUACAAAUCAAAGUGUUGUUUACCUUGCCAAAUCAGCACCAUAUGAACCCUUUAUGUUGGUUUUGCCUCUCCUUUAUCAGAUUCUUUCACUAUUCACCACUCAUGCAUUUGAAGUCUCCCUCUAUAGUAUAAAUGAGUCAUGGUACUUUGAAUUGAAAACCAGGACAAUCAUUUCUCUCCAAAGUUCAUUGUCUUCCCAGUGA
Messenger RNA from Sphenostylis stenocarpa, 222 nucleotides. The record is from the annotation of a GenBank genome assembly. Lineage: Eukaryota; Viridiplantae; Streptophyta; Magnoliopsida; Fabales; Fabaceae.